AUGACGUUUACAACAAAUUACUCGAAAAUACUUUUAACUAGAAACAUCCUUAAGAAGAUUCAACUACACUGGAAACCUAUACCAGCCAAUUGGUCAGAACAUCGACGAGAUUACGCAGAUAAACCUAAAACAGAUUCUAUAUCAAAGCAGAUCGUGAUUCAUGGUACAGAAGAUGAGCCACGAGUGCGGGUGAGGCGUGCACGACCGGCAGAUGUACCUCGCGUUCUUCGGUUUGUACGAGAAAAUUCUCGGCUUGCCUGGCCUGGGCUAGUUAGUAAAACACCAGGCGUAAAUAACAAUGUCGCCCUAUCCGAUUACGUUGCGAGAACUUUGGCUCAAGGUCACACAAUGCUAGCUGAACAGCAAGAGCCAAAGCGUGGCUGGUCACAAAUCCGAGGACUUGCGAUCAGCGCUUCAGUUUGUCCGUGGGACGCGACGAUGUUGGAGAAAUGGGCUCGGUGCAUGCGCUGCGCUCGGUCAAGGAAACUAAUGUUAUUCACAGCUCACUGCUUGAGAGCACCAGGCUUACAUGACAAAUAUAGGGUGCAUAAUAUAUUGCAAGUACUUCUGAUGGUACCGCCAAAUACACCAAAAGCAUCGGAAGUCAUUAACAUGCUUGCCAAGAACUGUAUACAGAGGGGUAAAGAAACUGGCUUCCUCGUGCUAAGAUUUGACGUGACCGAUGACCUCGUAGCAAAAGUAUUAGACGAACUGCGCUUGAAGAGAGAAUAUGAAUUAAAUUAUGAAGUACUACCAAACGCCAUUAAAAUAGUACCAAACGAGGAAGUAAAUAGCGAAGAGUCAAAGGAUAAUAAAGGAAGAUCCAUAACAGUUUACACAGCGUUCCCUCAAGCGGAGAAAUCAUGA
Messenger RNA from Melitaea cinxia (Glanville fritillary), 867 nucleotides. RefSeq lists its product as uncharacterized. Lineage: Eukaryota; Metazoa; Arthropoda; Insecta; Lepidoptera; Nymphalidae. The coding region runs from base 1 to 867 and encodes 288 amino acids. The transcript has 5 exons. The record is from RefSeq and is a predicted model, not a curated record.